AUGACCCUAUACUAUACGUUCGUGUUCGGGAUCUUAUCCCUGGAAAUGGUCAUGUUCCUGCUGCUGGCAUUGCCCGUGCCAUCCAAGUUUCGCAAACCCAUCACGAUGGCUUUGAUCAGGCCGUUUCGACUGACGCAGGUCCAGGUUGCCAUCAAGUGCAUUCUUGCGUUCAUUCUGCUGCUGUUUGUCGACACCAUUAAUCGUGUUUACUCCAUCAACGCUGAUCUUUCGCAAACCACUGUCGCCGCCGUCGGUGUCAGUGAUCGCAGCGAGGUUCAAAGCCGCAAAUUCUACGCUCAAAGAAAUAUGUACCUCACCGGCAUUACCUUGUUUCUCACUUUCACCGUUUUUAGAACCUACGGUCUCGUAUGGGAGUUGCUAGAGCUCAAGGAACAAUAUAGAUCCAGCCCUGAAAACAUGAACGUCGAGGACCUUCAAAAACAGAUUGAAGACGCCAACAAGCAGAUCGAGUCCCUUAAGGAGCGUGCGGAAGGUCUACAAUCAGGCAUGUAG
Lachancea nothofagi CBS 11611 is the source of this 513-nucleotide messenger RNA. Lineage: Eukaryota; Fungi; Ascomycota; Saccharomycetes; Saccharomycetales; Saccharomycetaceae. The record is from the annotation of a GenBank genome assembly.